Ceraceosorus guamensis is the source of this 2160-nucleotide messenger RNA. Its product is annotated as LexA/Signal peptidase. Gene Ontology annotation, cellular component: mitochondrial inner membrane peptidase complex; membrane. NCBI's taxonomy places the organism in Eukaryota, Fungi, Basidiomycota, Exobasidiomycetes, Ceraceosorales, Ceraceosoraceae. Gene Ontology annotation, biological process: mitochondrial respiratory chain complex assembly. The transcript is spliced from 4 exons. The record is from RefSeq and is a predicted model, not a curated record. Gene Ontology annotation, molecular function: serine-type endopeptidase activity. The coding region runs from base 270 to 1679 and encodes 469 amino acids.
UAUCUAUUUCUGAUUGAGUCGUGAUGCUCUUGAUUCAAGAUUCUACCAAGAAUCAAGAAUGUUUGACUCGUUUCAGCGCACGUGACCCCACUACCACCGUACCUCCACAAAUUUCUCCUCGCGUUUGAUUCGAGUAGGUGACCCAACGAUACACAACCAUCGAAUACGUUCCCAGAGCACGGAGACUCAAGUUGUGACUUUUGCUCCUCAGCCACUCAACUCUUUGGCUCUGACUCGCAAGGAUCAGUAAGUGGCGUCCAAGAUUGGCGAUGUCGUGCUGGCGAGCACCGAGGCUGCGGCCUUUGCUGAGUGCGAGACCUUCUGAAUGCUGCGACGUGCACUCGGGAGGUGACAAAGGACGUCGUAAUUCGACUGUCCGCCUUGCGUGCGUACAUUCAUCUUUCCGAGGAAUAUCACUGCCAUCACCAAUCAAGAGCAGGGCUGGCUUCAGCAGCGCUACCCUCGCCUCUUCUGCGUCUUCGCCCUCCAAUCCAGCGAGUCCAGCUCCAAAGGAUGGAGAGGGCACUUCAGGAAAAGGGGAUGGAGGAAGCGCAGCGUGGAUCCUCAGGCGGUCCUUCAACUUUUUAGGCUGGUCAGCCGUCGUCAUCUUUGCAUUCUCUAGCACUACUGGUAUUUCGUACAUCAGCGGAGGUAGCAUGCUACCAACACUUCAAGGCCGCACAAAGUCACGCCAAGGCGACAUUGUGCUUCUCUCCAAGCUGCAAAGCAUAAGCACCGCUUCGUGGACAUCAGAAAAGGCUCGUCGGAGACCCGCAUUCGCGCGUGGCAGCAUUGGCGGCGCGGCGGGGAGGGGCUUAGAGUCGGAUUCAGAAGGUGAUCUGGAAACGCUCGUAGGGUCGCCGGAAACAGCGGGCGCAAUUUACAAUGAUGCUGGCACGGAUGCAGAUUCCAAAGCGAGCGGCAACAGCAAAAGUGCGUGGAGAAAUGAUGGGAAUAGACCUGGAGCAUAUGGGGGCGAUUGGAAUAUAGGCGACAUCGUGGGGCUGCACUCACCCCAAGAUCCAAACCUGCACCUGGUCAAGCGCAUCCUGGCCCUUCCGGGAGAUACCAUUACGCUUUCUGUCUCUUCCGACGCAGCGGCAGGGAGCGCCUCGAGGUUCAGCUCCUCCUCAGAAGAGCAGCGCGGGCAAAAAAGGAUUCGAAUACCUCUAGGACACGUGUGGGUGGAAGGAGAUGCGGCCGGCACUGAAAUAGCCCGAGGCAGAGGCGGCCUGCCGGAGCAAAAGAGCCUGGACAGUCGGAGCUUUGGACCGGUCCCAAUCGCGCUUCUCACUUCACGCGUCGUCUGCAUCGUCUGGCCGCCUUCGCGCUGGGGAGCUCCAGCAGAUCGCCCGAGCGCCUCCACAUCUAUGCGCUACACCUCUUCCGCAAUCACCUCACGGACCGAGCGUCUGCCCACCAGUGUGCAGAGCAGCACCCUACCCCCGAGCCUUGGCGUCCCGAUCGAGGAAGAUUCACGACUGAGCCCAUACACGGAGGACCUGGAAGCGGAUGUGUCUGGAACCAUCAGCGAUACCGGGAAAGAGAAAGACGAGAGGAGGCGCAAGAGAGACGAGAAGCGGGAAAGGAGGCGGGGAGAGUUCAGAGAUGCUUGGAACGCUUUGAGCAGGGGUGGACAGCUUGGCGAUGACGCUGCCAAUGCCGAGAUCGGCGCAUGAACCCAUAGCCGCUUGAAAGCAGACCCAGAGGCGCCCCUCUGCCUACCAGCGCAGCCACCCUUGUGUUCGUUGGCAUGCAUUGGCUUCGUUGCUAGGUGACUUCGACAUGGAACGUGUAUGGGGCCUCAGUAGGGCGUGCCAGCGUCUGGGAAUGGAAAGAGGUCGAAGGGGCUCAAGUGAAUCAUUACAAAGCUGACUGGAUGAAGUGUGCGCUCGGUGCGCGAAGACGGUGUGUACGCCACAGCAGCCAAUGGUGAAAGUCAAGUGUCCUUGCGGGCUGCAACUAUACCUUCUGCUGGUCAUCCACAGCCCCGGCUUCCAGUUUCUGUGCAGCAUCGGCUUGAUGACUGAGGUGUGCGGCCGCUGUGCCAGCGGGAACGACGGUAGAGGCAGCGACCUCGUCGCUAUUUGAGGGUGCGCUCGCCAAAGCUUCCAUCUCCUGCUGAGCCAAAUGUCUAGCCUGUUCCAAUGACAUUUCCUC